AUGGGGCCAUACCCCGUGAUCAGCCGGGUGGUUGCAGGGAGUCACGGUGCAUGCCUCCACCAUCCAACUCUUAUUACAGAGGUUGUGAGAAGGGGAGGGAGUGCAGAGGUGAUGGUCGUAAAUUUAAAUGAAUCUUCUGAUGCACAACAUAUAACCAAGAAGGGGACACACCAAGAAAUGGAGCUUAAAACACUAAAUAGGGAUGCCCAUUCGUUUACAUAA
This is a messenger RNA of Prunus armeniaca (apricot), 222 nucleotides long. The record is from the annotation of a GenBank genome assembly. NCBI's taxonomy places the organism in Eukaryota, Viridiplantae, Streptophyta, Magnoliopsida, Rosales, Rosaceae.